CCCGAGACAGAUCGCUGCGCGCGCGCCUCUCGUGAGUCAGUUAGGCGCAGACACACGGCUCUACGCCACGCGGGUGCGGUACCAAGAUGUCACGCGCAGCGUCGUUCGCGCAACGAUGGGCCCAGGACAACUUGACCAGACCCCCUUCAGAAGACGAGCUGACAGUCCUCAACCUGUUUCCCAUCACCUGCGAUGGAGACGAGGUUGAAGCCACCAGGAGAGCCCGGAGGUACUACAAGGCUAGAGGACCUGGAGGACUGACAGAACUGUGGCAUAAGAGAUACCCUGAUGACGAGGAUAUCUUGUCCAGUUGCCAGGAUGCUUACAUCGUCCCUCUUCGCGCCAGGAGUGUAGGAGGAAGGCGGAUGACCCUCGUCAGGCUUCCAGCUCCGAUGGCCAUGGACAGGCCACUGUCAGCGAAGGCGCUGCUCUCUAGGUGGCUUAUGAUUUUAGAUAUACGGUUACGUGAAGACCCAACUCCUGGUGAGGAGGUGGUCUUCAUAGACGUCAGCGAUCUCCAGCCAUCACAUGUCAAGAACCACUUCAGGGGCACAUAUUGGAAGGACUUCGUUUGGUGCAUGAAGACAGCAUACCCGCUCCGCUUUACGGAGAUCCAUGUCAUCAACACACAGCGCUUGAAGACCAUGUCUCUCCUGCUCUUACACAUCGGCCUCCAUCCCUGGAAGCGUAAGGUCCUGCACAUCCACUCCAAGGCUGAGGAGAUAAAUCAGGCCAUGGGGUUUGAUUACUUUCCACCGGAGAGCCUACCACAUGAGUAUGGGGGGAAGGCUGGAGCUAUGAAGGAUCUCAAUGACGAAUGGACAAAGAAGCUCCUCUCCAACUCAAAGUGGCUGGAAUCAGAAGAACGCAAAUUCUACGACACAGAACUGAAACCAGAACCAGACACUCGGUCUCGACACCGCAGCGCCGUGCGCCUGCGAGCAAGCAACGGUUCUUAUGACAUGAUCACACGCACGCACUCGUGUAGAUCUUUACAUAGGCAUGAUGACUUUGAUGAAGGAACGUACGGCGCGUACAGGACUUUAAAAGUGUCUUCAGACAGUGAUUUCUACGUAUAAGUGAGGAAGAACCAGAAAAUGGAUUUUGCCAAUGAUAUCGCGCACAUAUUUAGCAGAUCUUGGAACAGACAAACUGCUACGUAUAAGUGAGGAAGAUUAUAGACAUAUUUAUGCAGGUCUUGGAACAGAUGAGAAGAUGGAUAGUGUCUUAUAACAAACACAAUGGAGGAAAUUCUAGACCAGUAGAGAAAUGGAGUACGCCUUCCUAAAUGCAGAGCUUUGCAAUUAAUACUCAAUUGAGACAGAAAUAUUAACUGAAGUGCCUUCAAUUAAUGCACGAGCAAAAGCAUCUUGGUAACAAAGUGAGUGUUGUAAAAACGUACAGACGUAGGAGUGUUUGUUUAAAUUCUUUUUCGUUCAUCAAAGAAACUGCCUGGUAUAUUGAGAAAAGUUUUCUUUACAUUACAAGUGCACAGUUGGUUUAUCUUUUUCCAUCUUGCCAAUACCAUGACAAGAUAAAGAGUGCCCAUUUUUUAAGACUAUGAGAUUGUUUGAUAUAAUACAAUAACCUCUACUGUACCUAAUUUUGUAUUUGUUAGAAUCUCAUCCAAAUUGUACAAAUUAAAUUAUUCAUAGAAUUAAA
Messenger RNA from Ostrinia nubilalis (European corn borer), 1662 nucleotides. RefSeq names its product alpha-tocopherol transfer protein-like. Gene Ontology annotation, cellular component: membrane. The transcript is spliced from 6 exons. Lineage: Eukaryota; Metazoa; Arthropoda; Insecta; Lepidoptera; Crambidae. The record is from RefSeq and is a predicted model, not a curated record. Bases 87 to 1079 code for a protein of 330 amino acids. Gene Ontology annotation, molecular function: phosphatidylinositol bisphosphate binding.